Messenger RNA from Cyanistes caeruleus (blue tit), 804 nucleotides. The record is from RefSeq and is a predicted model, not a curated record. Lineage: Eukaryota; Metazoa; Chordata; Aves; Passeriformes; Paridae.
AUGUCUCUGAACCAGAUGCAAAUCAAACAGGAGCUGACGCUCCCCCCCGGCCUGGGUAAAACCACCCCAAAACCCAUCCCGGAGCCCCAAAAUCCCCAAAUCCCGGUGCCCGCCCCUUGCCCCGAGCCGCUCCCGGCGGCGGCGAAAUGCCAGGAGAAAGCGAUUCCAGCGGCGGGCGUGGAACCGGGAAAAGGGGAAAAUCCGGGGGCUGCGGUGCCGCAGUGCCCGCCCCAGGAGCAGCAGCAAGCAGAAUUCCCUCCGAAAUUCCCGCUGGAAGAGAAAUCCCGCCAGGAACCGGCGCUGGAGAGGCAGGAGGCCAAGGAGAUCCCGGUUCCCUGCGCCCAGGAGAAGCAGCAGCGCCAGGAAAUCCCGGUGUCCAUCCCAGAAAAACAGGAAUGCAAGGAAAUCCCGGUGUCCAUCCCUGAUCCACAGCCUGACCCUGUCCCGUGUUCCCAGGAGAAGCAGCAGUGCCAGGAAAUCCCGGUGUCCAUCCCAGAAAAGCAGGAAAUCCCGGUGUCCAUCCCAGAAAAGCAGGAAUUCCAGGAGACCCCGGUCCCCAUCCCAGUUUCCUGCCCUGAACCCAUCCCGCAUUCCCAGGAAAAGCAGGAGCGCAAGGAAAUCCCCGUGUCCAUCCCAGAAAAGCAGGAAUUCCAGGAGACCCCGGUCCCCAUCCCACUCCCAGACCCCGUCCCGUGCUCCCAGGAAAAGCAGGAAUUCCAGGAGAUCCAGGAGCAGCGCUCCCUUCCCGAGAAAUUCCCUCCCCUGGAGCAGCAGCUGGAACAGCCCGGCCUCUGGCAGAAGUAG